Messenger RNA from Diorhabda carinulata, 2058 nucleotides. RefSeq lists its product as uncharacterized. Lineage: Eukaryota; Metazoa; Arthropoda; Insecta; Coleoptera; Chrysomelidae. Gene Ontology annotation, cellular component: cytosol; nucleus. The transcript has 2 exons. The record is from RefSeq and is a predicted model, not a curated record. Gene Ontology annotation, molecular function: adenosine kinase activity. Gene Ontology annotation, biological process: purine ribonucleoside salvage. Bases 832 to 1878 code for a protein of 348 amino acids.
GUUUCUCGUGCGUAUCCAAAAUGUUUUGUUUAGAUUUCAGUUUUUAAAAGUUUUUUAUGGAAAAUAUGGGAAAACAGACUUCUUCUAUACGUUUAUUAUUUUAUUUUUAAUGAUAAAUUUCGAUGGUAAAAUCACAAAAAAUUAUAUUUGUAUUUAAAUGAACUGUUACGUUGAUCUAGAUUUAUUAAUUUUUUUAUUAAUAGGAACGUUAACAAAACAAUACUAGAAAAAAGGAAACGAGUGAAAAAAUUAGGAAAGUUUAUAUUUCAAAUAUUUUGUUUAAACUCAGGCUAUUUAAAAUUGUCGAUUUCCUUUUAGAAUUGAUUGAUUGGAACUUUGGACAUGGUACACAUGUAACAUCAGCACACAUUCAUCAAUAGACAAAACGAUUAAGAAAACACACAAUAUAUUCAAUUAUUCACAAAAACCGAUUUUUUAACCACUAUGUAUUAAGCACUUUUGAGUUAAUUGAAUCUCACUUUUUCUUUAACUUCUUCCCAACAAGUAGAAAGUUUUCAUAAACAAACAUGUAAAUAGUGAUGUAUAUAAUAGUUACUUCAAUAUUCUGUAAUAAAAUACGAUAUAGCUUCGAUUUUUCACUUAUCAACUAACCAAUUUUUUUUAUCAACAAGUUAAAAAAAUAUCCCUUUCAUUAAAUAUGAAUGUGUUUACACGACAAUGGAAUCUUUUGACAUUGUGAGGUUAUCUCUUCAUCUAAAAAUCAAUUUAAUAUCCUGUUAACCAACAUAACCUACAAAACAUCAAAACCGAAAACAACACGUGUAAAGUAUUUUAAAAAGUUUUCUCCUUAAAUAAAAAAAUUAUAACAUAAUGGAAGGCGACAGUAUUAGGGAAAAUCUUUUAUUGGGAAUGGGAAAUCCGUUAUUGGAUAUUUCUGCCGUCGUAGAUAAAAAUUUCUUAGAAAAAUAUGAAAUGAAAGAAAACAACGCAAUUUUAGCCGAUGAAAAACAUAAAACUUUGUAUGACGAAAUAACCGAGAAAUAUGAAGCAAGUUAUAUUGCCGGAGGAAGUGUACAGAACACGUUACGAGUCGCUCAAUGGUUAUUGGGGAAAUCUAAAGUAUGUACAUUUUUUGGAUGUGUAGGAAAGGAUAAGUACUCAAAAAUAUUGUACGAUGAAGCAACGUCUAGUGGGGUAAAUGUUCGAUAUCAGUAUAAUGAAAAAGAACCCACAGGUACAUGUGGAGUUCUUUUAACUGGUCACAACCGUUCUCUUUGUGCUAACCUUGGUAGUGCCAAUCAUUUUACAAUUGACCACUUAAAAAAUGAAGAAAAUGAAAAACUAAUAGAUACUGCACAGUUUUAUUACGUUUCUGGAUUUUUCUUAACAGUAAAUCCAGAAGCUCAAAUGGAAUUGGCUAAAGUGGCUUUAGCAAACAACCGCCCAUUCAUAAUGAACUUAAGUGCACCUUUUAUAUGCCAGUUCCAUAUUAAAGCCCUAUCAAAUGCACUGCCUUAUGUAGAUUUAUUAUUCGGAAAUGAGUCAGAGGCUGAAACAUUAUCAGAAAGUUUGAAGUUAGGUACCAAGAAUAUUGAAGAAAUAGCUUUGAAAUUGUCGAAUCUACCUAAAGAAAAUAACAAUAGAAAAAGAAUAGUAAUAAUUACACAAGGUGUUAAUCCAACAAUUGUUGCUUUCAAUGGAACAAUUCGAAAAUUCCCAGUAAAAGAAUUAUCUGAGGAAAAGAUUGUAGAUACCAAUGGUGCAGGGGAUGCCUUUGCAGGUGGUUUUCUAUCUCAGUAUAUUUUAGGUAAAAGUCUCGAGGUAUGUAUUAAGUGUGGAUCUUGGGCUGCAGCAGAAAUAAUCCAGAGGAAUGGAUGUAGUUUUGAAGGAAAACCAUGUUUUGAUCCAGAACAAUAAAAACUAAUUUUUAUACAAUGAUCUAUUAUAUAAAAGAAUAAUUGUUAUAUAUUUUUACUUUGUUAUACAUUUCCAUAAAAAAACCUUCGAAAUAAUAAGAUAUAAUUUUAAAUUCUAAUAAUAGAAUCUCUUUAAAUUGUUGAAGGUAAUUUGUUUAAUGAAAUAUAUUCAUUAAAAGUA